This is a messenger RNA of Daucus carota subsp. sativus, 998 nucleotides long. Its product is annotated as endo-1,3;1,4-beta-D-glucanase. The transcript has 7 exons. Bases 118 to 834 code for a protein of 238 amino acids. The record is from RefSeq and is a predicted model, not a curated record. Gene Ontology annotation, molecular function: hydrolase activity. Lineage: Eukaryota; Viridiplantae; Streptophyta; Magnoliopsida; Apiales; Apiaceae.
AAAUUGAUCAGGCUUUUGCGUCACUGUCAGAACAAGAGUCAAGCACAUCCUCUGUAUCGAAUCAAUCUUGAAUACCACGUCUUUGGUUUCUUCAUCCAGUUAACAAAGAAAAAGAGGAUGUCAGGACCUGAAUGUUGCAGCAACCCACCAAGCCUAAGCUCAAACAGUGGAUCAGGAUCCGUCACUCAACUUGCAGGCUUAAAAGCCUAUGUCUCCGGCUCUUCUCAGUCCAAACUUGCCAUACUUCUUGUUUCUGAUGUUUUUGGUUAUGAAUCGCCGAAUCUAAGGAAGCUGGCUGACAAAGUUGCUAAUGCUGGAUUCUACGCGGUGGUACCCGAUUUCAUGCAUGGAGAGCCCUAUGAUCCAAAUAAUGUUGAGAAGCCUAUCCAAGACUGGCUGAAAAUCCACAAUACUGACAAAGGAUUUGAAGAUGCAAAACCAGUUUUUGCAGCUCUGAAAAGUCUAGGCAUAACAACAGUUGGAGCUGCAGGAUUUUGCUGGGGCGCUAAGGUGGUUGUGGAACUAGCGAAGUCUGCUCAUAUUCAAGCCGCGGUGCUGUUACACCCUUCGUUCUUUAAUUUGGAUGAUGCUAAGGAGGUUAAGGUGCCCAUGGCUAUAUUGGGAGCUGAGGUUGACAAUCACUCUCCUCCUGAACUCCUCAGGCAAUUUGGGGAGAUCCUUGUAUCUACCGAAGUUAAGUCUUUUGUAAAGAUCUAUCCUGGUGUUGCACAUGGAUGGGCAGUUAGGUAUAAACCUGAAGAUGAAUCUGCUGUGAAAUCGGCUGAAGAAGCACAUCAGGACAUGCUGGACUGGUUUCUUGCACAUAUCAAAUGAAGAAAAAGGGACACUGUUUGAUUAUUAGUAGUUCUUUUUUGUUGUUAUGCAGUGGAUGAACUGUUGUAAGAUAUGCUACAAAGUUUAACAUGCUUCAUAACUUUGAUGACUGAAGUUUAAUAAUAAAAAUAGACGGCAUUUUGGAGAUGUGCAUCUCCACACAA